Lagopus muta (rock ptarmigan) is the source of this 2316-nucleotide messenger RNA. Its product is annotated as T-cell immunoglobulin and mucin domain-containing protein 4-like. The record is from RefSeq and is a predicted model, not a curated record. The coding region runs from base 106 to 1953 and encodes 615 amino acids. Lineage: Eukaryota; Metazoa; Chordata; Aves; Galliformes; Phasianidae. The transcript is spliced from 13 exons.
GGAGAAACGAAACUUCAGUUGGGCUCACUCAGCAUCUUUAAUGGUAGCUAUAAGGUCUGGUUUUCUCUCCUUCCGCUCACUGACCUUGGGUCGCCGUCAGCCAAAAUGUCCCAUUUUGUGUUGUUUCGCUGGAUUGUGAUGCAGACCUUUAUAGCGCACACCGCAUCAGAAACUGUUGUUCGAGGAAUGAUGGGACAACCUGUCACACUGCCUUGCUCCUACCGGGUGGCACGAGUGAAGGACAUCUCUGACAUGUGCUGGGGCAGAGGCCCGUGCCCAAACUCCAAGUGUAACAACAAACUUCUGCACACCACUGGGAACAGGGUGACGUUCAGAACAUCGCAGCGGUACAACCUGCAGGGCUACGUUUCCUACGGAGAUGUGUCUCUGACAAUUCAGGAGCUGAAGGCAGAAGAUGCGGGCACAUACUGCUGCCGCGUGGAGAUCCCGGGCUGGUUCAAUGACAUCAAGCAGAACAUUCAGCUGGUGGUGCUUAGAGCAACCUCAGUGAAGAAAAAACCUAAGAAAAAUGGUUCCAAAUCCACAAAACGUCUCAGAAAAACAACUUUUGCACCCCAAACAACCUCUGAUCUUCAAGGAACAGAGCAGACUGCUGUCUUCCUGGCAACCGCUGUCCCCCCAGCAGCUUCUGCAACCACUGAGUCUCCGAGAGUAACAACUGCUUUUUUCCCCCCAAUAUUUGAUCAGACAGCAAGUGGCACUUCUCUAGAAAAAGUGGGGUCAACCAGUGCUCUUCCAGAUUUUUCAGCCAGUUUUCAAGCAGUUGAUGUGAGGACUGACGGUGAUGGCAUCUCCUACUCGACAGAGUUAAUCCUUCUUCCUGAAGCAACAACCCUGCGAGAGCCAACCAUACUUCAGACACCGAAGUCAACCCUCGGUCCUUCAGCAAUGAACACCGCAUCAGAGACUGUUGUUCGAGGAAUGAUGGGACAACCUGUCACACUGCCUUGCUCCUACCGGGUGGCACGAGUGAAGGACAUCUCUGACAUGUGCUGGGGCAGAGGCCCGUGCCCAAACUCCAAGUGUAACAACAAACUUCUGCACACCACUGGGAACAGGGUGACGUUCAGAACAUCGCAGCGGUACAACCUGCAGGGCUACGUUUCCUACGGAGAUGUGUCUCUGACAAUUCAGGAGCUGAAGGCAGAAGAUGCGGGCACAUACUGCUGCCGCGUGGAGAUCCCGGGCUGGUUCAAUGACAUCAAGCAGAACAUUCAGCUGGUGGUGCUCAGAGCACCUCCAGUGAUGACAACCAUGGGAAGACCUCCCACUUCCUCCAACCAUUUUGGAACAACAACUUUUGCUGCCCAAGAAACUCCUGAUCUUCAAGCAACCACAUGGGCUGCUGUCCCCUCAGCAGGGCCUACAACCACCUGGUCACCCCCAACUUUUGAUAAGACAACAAGUGAUAACUUUCUGGAACAAGUGGUGACUACCAGUGCUCCCCCAGAUUUUUCAACCGAUUUCCAAACAAGUGAUGCGUGGACUGAAGGUGAAAGUGUGUUCUGCUCAACACAGCCGGUCUCUCCUCCCAGAGUGACUUCUGAAUUCCCAAGUAUACUUUUGACUGCAGAUGGAACUGAAGAGGCCACUUUUCUCUGGACAGAUGAUGUGCCAACUGUAGGAAGUCUUGGUAAGAGGCUUACCUCUGGGAUUCAGGAGGAAACCGUGGGCUGGAAAGAGCUGUCACUAAAUGACAACAGUCCUGCCAGAGCCAAACACAUUUCAAACACCGAAGUCAACCCUCGGUCCUUCAGGGACUACACUGAGUUCAGCCAGCAAUACAGAGAAAGCUGGGAUGAAACUUUCUUUUCGCAUCUCCACCAUUCUCACCAUAUCUCUCAUAGGGAUAUCCAUUAUUUUAAUGUUGAUACUCUUAUCGUUACUUUGGAAGCGAAGAUACACAAGGAAAUUUAUUAUGAAAAGCCUUAGACCAGCUGAAGACCUUGAAAAAGUUUUCAGUGGCUCUGAAGGAGAAAACAACCUUUUUGUUCUGUGAAGAGCUCCUGCAUCAUCAGUGGAUGGCCUGGAAUAAAGCACAGCUGCACUGCAAAUAGAAAGGACCUGUUUCAAGCUGCAUCGAGAGACAUUUGUGAGCCCUUAAAAUAUCAGUGGGUGUAAACCAAAGGCCAAAGCUUCAACUAUGAAAAUUUAAAAUCUUUGUGCAAAUUUUGCCAUCUCACCUUUAAAGCGCACUGUAUAAAGAAGCUUCUUUUAGAGUAUGCAUUAUUCAGUAGCAUUUCUGGGAUCUGUGUUCUUGUUAAUACCAAAUUAAAUGUUUUUCUCUGAGUUUUA